Messenger RNA from Cornus florida, 5689 nucleotides. RefSeq lists its product as uncharacterized. Bases 80 to 5197 code for a protein of 1705 amino acids. Lineage: Eukaryota; Viridiplantae; Streptophyta; Magnoliopsida; Cornales; Cornaceae. Gene Ontology annotation, cellular component: nucleus; exosome (RNase complex). The record is from RefSeq and is a predicted model, not a curated record. The transcript is spliced from 12 exons.
UUCUCUAUUUCGUCAGAGUCCUUACCUCCAACUCAGAUAGAGAAACUGAAGAGAGACAAGCUGGAGAGAGGGAGAGAGAAUGGAGGAUGGCCAUGAGCUUAGAGCAAAAUCUGCAGCAUCCAUGCCCACCACAGCAAUCCCUAAUUCAGAGGCCGACAACAAUUGCUCUAAAAGCAAAGAAGAAGGCGAGCUCUCUUCAUCAGGCGACGAUGGGUUUCCCGCUGCUUCUCAGUUCAACAGUACUGCUCCUAGACCAGUGCCUGUUAGAGCUGCUUCGUUGAAAAAAAACUCCCGAAGUCUUGAGGCAGGGACGACUAUUUCUACCGUUAAUCCUGCCAGUGCUGUUGAUAUAACUUCCAAAACUACUGUGCAGCGGAAUUAUGGCAAGAGUGCUGGGAAGAAUCGAGGGCCAUUUGUGCCAUUUUUGAUAGGAUUCUCAGAUGAUGACAGCGGUAGUGACUCUGAAGAGUACAGACUAGGAAAAGCUUUAAAAAUCACAGGCAACUCUAUUGGAGUGGAUGAUAGAACAAGUCCACUCCCUUCAUUGAUGGAGAAAUCGCAAAUAUUACGACCAACCACAAGAAAUGAGACGAAAGUGAUACCUAAAAAAGUGUCUUCGAGUCACACAUUUGUCUCCUCAAUGGCUAAAACUAAUAGAGCCACUUCCAGCAACAGUACACCCUCAUUAGUUGGACAAAGAUCUCGUUUAAGAACUUUUAAUACCCUCAACAGAAAAUCAGCUGGCCGGGGACAUGGAGGUGACCAGAGCAUGCAUUUGAAUAGCAGUAAACUUCAAGACUUACGCCAGCAGAUAGCAAUUCAGGAGAAAAAAUUGAAGCUCAAGUCAGCCCAGCAAAAUAAAGAAAUGUUCUCAGCUAGGAAAUGUGAAGGAACUUCUUCUGACUUUGUACGGUUUGAACCAAAAGAGCCGGACAAGAAGCGUGUAAAAGUCGGUGAACCUCAUUCAAGCCCGUCAAUUUCAGAAGACCAACAAGAAUUGCCUGUUAUAACAUCGGCAUUGGCAUCUCAAAAGUCUGUGUUGGAGAGCUGUGCUCAGCAGAAUAUAAAUGAUCAUAGGUGCCGUGACAAAGAAGUUCUAUUGGGGACAAUGCACUCGAACAUUCCUCAAUGGCCAAAGAAAGAUGUUGACCGGGGCCAUGUAUCUUCAGCAAAUCUGUCAAAGGGGGUGCAAGAUGGUACUGACGUCAUCACUAAUAGAAGUCGGUGUGACAGGAAUACUAAGCUGGUGGAGCCUUAUACUCUGUCACAACAAAUUGCAUGCCUGAGAGCUGAGGGUUUGGAGUGUCCAAACGGUCUUAGUUAUCACCAUACAUCCAGUUCUGUACCAAACAAAGCAACACGUGAACAAAAUUUAACAGGAAGCUGUCAGUUUCAUGAAAUCAGAUCUGAUGACAAGACAGAUAAGCCGACAUUGGAUGAUACACCUUUGGCACGCUCUCUCCACGUUGCAGAUAACAACUUAGAGACGUCAGAUGCAUCUUUAAACAAUGCAAGUCUCUGGGAUUGUUUGGGUAAGGUAAACAUCUCAGGGAAUAGCAACAUGGACAUACAGUCAUUACUGGAAUUCGAGGAAUUGCUAGACAAGGAGCUGGAGGAAGCACAAGAGUAUCGGCAUAAGUGUGAAGUUGAAGAAAGAACUGCUCUUAAAGCUUAUCGUAAAGCACAAAGGGCUUUAAGUGAGGCGAAUGCUAGAUGCUCUUAUCUCUAUCAAAAAAGGGAACUAUAUUCAGCCGAUUUUCGAUCACUUAUGGUGGCGGAUUCGAGUUUGUUCUGGUCCUCUAGGCUGCACAAUCAUGUUGGAUCUGGGCUGAAUUUCUCAAAUAAGAUGUCUGAAGUUAAUGUGCAUCUGGCACCCACAUCAAGCCAUCAAAUGCAGGCUGAAUCCAAUGUUCGUAAUCUGUCUGAUUCAAAUAUCCAUUCUGCUAAGGGAUUACUUCAAAAUGGGUCUGGCUGGCAUGCGGAUGGACAAAAUUUGGCUGCCAAUCCAUGCAUUGACCCUGAUGCCAGUACAUCAGAGCCUCACAAGGAUGAUGGUGUGACAAAUGGUGUCUGUUCUCCGUGCAAUGAUUUAGAAAUUUCAGGAGAUGAAAGUGAAGAUACAUUUCCAUUUGACCAUAGAUCUGUUCAAUCCAAUCCAGAUUGUCAGCUAGAGGAGAUUUAUGAAGAAAGUGUAGACAUGAAUGAGGUGUCAAAAAGAAGAUCCUCUUUUGAUAACUCUCAGGAUUCUUUGCUUCUUGAAGCAACCUUAAGGUCUCAACUGUUCGAAAGACUUGGAAUCAAAACUUUGUCAGAGAAGACAGGCUUAACUCAUAGCAUGAAAUGUGCAGUUGGAAAAGAGAUUGAAGAUGAUGAUGGCGGGGAAAAAAUGGAGAUGAGUAUGGGCAUUAUGCCAUGCUCGGAAGAAGAGAAAGACCGACAUUUUGAUCUUGGAGACGUUCACCAAUCCAGAAUAUCCCUUAUGCCUGCAAGCCCUAUUCUGAGGAGUGCAUUUGGGCCCAUGAAAGCUAAAGCCUUGAGCGGCUUAAAUGUAUUACAGGCCGGAAAUCAGCUGAUUCACUCUUAUGAUAUUUACAAUGGCAAGGGCAAUGGUGUUGGCUCUGAUGAAGCCCAGCCAAGAAUUCUUAGUGUGAACUUGAUGGAAGAUACUUCGAUCGAUAAAUGUUUCAAAAACGAUGGCUCUUACUCCUGCAAUCUUGCAAUUGACCCCUUUUGGCCACUUUGCAUGUACGAGCUCCGAGGAAAAUGCAACAAUGACAAAUGUUCCUGGCAACAUGUUAAAGAUUAUGCUAACAUAAAUAUGAACCAUGAUAAAUCUGACAGUGCAGAUUGUCAGGUUGGAUUGUCAUCAAACAGGGGAAAUUAUGGUGCAGCAAACCUUUCUAAGUGUAUCAAUUGCCUUGUUUUGGCUCCACCCACUUAUACUGUGUGCUUAGAUAUUUUAAAAGCUGAUUUGCAUUCAUACCGAUCUGUUUUAGACCGAUGCAUUGGGCAAUGCUGGAUAAAGUGUUUCAGCUUUUACUUGGUUCUUUCAAAUUUGCUUCCAACUGAUUUGGCUUCAGAUGAGCGACUCUUGCAUGGCAGUGAAGCUCGUAUUGAAGUCCAUGGGACUUGGAAUAAACAAUCAUUGUAUUUUCGCACUAGAAAUGGCACAUUGAGUCAAUCGGGUCAAUAUGUGGUUGACAAUGAUCAAUCCCUAGAGAUGGCUCUCCUUACUCUGAAUCAGGAGGUCAAUAAAAAAAGGGGUAAAUCAGAGGCUCUUAAAGUGCUUGGUCGAGCUGUUGUAGCUGAUCCAACAUCUGCAGCUAUCUGGAUUGUUUAUUUGCAUAUUUACUAUAGCAAUGCAAAGCCAAUUGGAAAGGAUGACUUGUUCUAUCAUGCGGUUGAAAAGAACAAAGGAUCUUAUGAGCUCUGGCUUAUGUACAUCAAUAGUCGGAUGCAACUUUCUGAUCGAUUGGUUGCAUAUGAUAAUGCUCUCUCAGCGCUUAGCCGUCAUGCAUCUUCUUCUGACAGGGACCCAUUGCAUGUUAGUGCAUGCAUCCUGGACAUUUUUUUGCAGAUGAUGAAUUGUUUUUGCAUUUCCGGGAACAUUGGCAAGGCCGCCGAAAAAACCUAUGGGCUGUUCCCUACUACAAAAAGUUCUGAUAAUCCUGGCCCUCUAUUGCUUUCUGAUAUCCUUCCAUGUCUAACGAUUUCUGACAAAUGUAUCUUCUGGAUAUGUUGUGUGUACGUCGCAAUCUACAGGAAACUCCCUAAUGCGAUACUUGAAUUAUUUGAAUGUGAAAAAGAACUUUCUGCACUAGAGUGGCCUUUCACUCGUUUAACAACUGAUGAGAAACAACAUGCAGUUACGCUGAUGGAAAUGGCAGUAGAUUUUCUGGCGCUGCACAUUGAUGGGGAAUCACUUAAAAGUGAAACUACUCUUAAAGCGGCACACCUGUUUGCUGUCAAUCACAUUAGGUGUAUAACAGUGCUUGAAGGCCUAGAAUGUGGUCGAAACUUGUUGGACAAAUACACCAAACUGUAUCCAUCUUGCUUGGAACUUGUCUUGAUGUCAGCACGAGCACAUGAUCAUGAUUUUGGUGAUUUGAGUUUUGUAGGGUUUGAAGAGGCUCUUAUUAACUGGCCAGAAGAAGUCCCUGGAGUUCAGUGUAUCUGGAACCAGUAUGCUGAGUGUGCUCUCCAGAAUGGGAGGUUUGAUUUUGCGAAAGAACUCCUGGACCGCUGGUUUCAUUCUGUUUGGGAAGUUCAAUAUUCUCAAAAUCAACUUUUGAAUACCAUGUACGGUGAGAACUUCCUCAGCACGCCAGAAUCAGCUGAAGCAUCAGAUCCUCACAGUUGGAUUUCUAAUUCUAAUCAAAUAGAUAUUUUGUUUGCUCUUCUUAAUUUCUGUCUCUAUAAAUUGUUGAAUGACAAUCGCUUUGAAAGUCGUAAAGCCAUUGAUAGGGCAUUGAAGGCUGCUGCUAUUGCUGGUCCUGAGUACUAUAAACAUUGUGUGAGAGAGCAUGCUGCGUUUUUGCUUAUGGAUGGUUCACAAGGUAAGAUGGAUGCUCCCAGAAGUGGAAUAUUGAAGAUCGUUAAAAGUUAUCUGGUUGAUGCUAGGGUUUUUCAUGCCUCCGAACCAUUGUCUAGAAUGUUCAUUCAGAGCACCAAGAAACCUGUCCAACAUCUAAUUAGCAAGAUUUGGAGUCCAGUGUCAUCUGACUUUUCACUGCUGAACUUGGUUCUUGAAUCCUGGUAUGGCCCAUCUCUCUUACCCCAAGGGUCCAGUAAUCUAAAGCAACUCGUGGAUUUGGUUGAAGCCAUCAUGGAUAUUAUGCCGUCCAACUAUCAGCUUGCAAUAUCUGUCUGCAAGCUACUGAACAGAGGCUCUAAUUCUUCCGAUGUAGCUUCUACCGGUAUUUCGUUCUGGGCAAGCUCACUUUUGGUCAAUUCACUAUUUCAGGCUGUUCCAGUUGCACCAGAGUUUGUGUGGGUAGAAGCAGCUUAUAUUCUACGCAGUCUUAUAGAUAUUCAGUCCAUCACCGAGGGCUUCCAUAAGAGAGCUUUAUCUGUAUUCCCAUUCUCCAUUAUGCUGUGGAAAUCCUAUCUCGAUUUGUCUAGGGCUACUGGAAAUAUGAAUGCAGUCAUAGAAGCUGCAAGAGAGGUGGGGAUUGAGCUUGAUUGUGAUCUCAAGUAAUGAAGAUUACUGGUUGGUAUGCAUUGGGUGUUCAACUGAUGCAUAUUUGAUGUCCUCUUGAUUAGAAGUGAUUUAGGAGUUUAAGGCCAAAGCUCAAUUGUAGAUGAUACCAAAUUAAACUGUAUAUCCUUGUCUAGACAAUUUUGGGUGGAUAGGAGGAUCAUGAGUGCUGAUGUCAUGUCAAAAUAGGAACCUCAGGAGUAUACAUAACAAUACUGUUGAUAGAUUUGUCUGUCAAACAAAAAGCAAAAGAGAAAUAGAGGUUUUUUGUGGAGUGCUUCUGGAGAACUUGUAGAGAAUUGUUCUCUCAAGUAGGAAGAGAGCUAUAUAUGUUUUUUUCAUGUGUUUUCUUUUCUAGUGCAAAAUUCAGAGUGAGUUCUGUACUUAGAAAGAUAGACAGCAAAAAUUUAUUACAGAUGCUGAACCUAAUUUGUAUGUGUUAGUAUAACAAAGUAGCAUUGAAGAAAAGAAGAAACUACUAAUCUUGUUUAA